Prorocentrum cordatum is the source of this 185-nucleotide messenger RNA. The record is from the annotation of a GenBank genome assembly. NCBI's taxonomy places the organism in Eukaryota, Dinophyceae, Prorocentrales, Prorocentraceae.
AUGGCGGUCGCCAAGCCGAACGUGCCGGUCACGCUGACGGUGUCCGUCGACUUGGUGGGGAUGCUUAUCGGCAAGGGCGGCGAGACUGUGCGCCAGCUCUCCAGGGACGACAGCGGCGCUCGCAUCGAGGUCUCCAAGAUGCCGGACGGGGGCGCGGCGGGCCCUGUUGUGUGUUCGGGGUGGGG